Molecule: messenger RNA, 1241 nt
Organism: Ixodes scapularis (black-legged tick)
Lineage: Eukaryota; Metazoa; Arthropoda; Arachnida; Ixodida; Ixodidae
Product: retinol dehydrogenase 12
Exons: 6
Coding region: 1-1050 (349 amino acids)
Source: RefSeq, a predicted model, not a curated record
AUGCAUGAGUUGGAAGAGCAUGGAGGGCGGCUGGAUUUGAGCACAGACCCGGCCACUCGAGAGUCGUCCCUUGCAAUGCACUUGGUGCCUCUGCGGCUGAUUCUCGGGCUGCUGUCGUCACUCCUUCUGGUCAUGCUGCUUGUCAAGGUCUAUGCCAAGUUGACUGUUGGAAAGUGCAAGUCUUCGGUGGACAUGUCUGGAAAGACGGUCAUCAUCACCGGUUCCAACACAGGGAUCGGCAAGGAGACGGCCCGGGAGCUGGCCAGGCGGAACGCACGAGUGAUCCUGGCAUGCCGGAACCAGGAAAAGGCUCGCGAAGCAGCCGAAGACAUUCUCAAGACCACGGGCAGACAAGUGGUCUGCAUGAAGCUAGACCUGUGCUCCUUCGAUUCUGUUAAAGAGUUUGCUACUCAAGUGAUCGCGUCGGAGGAUCGCCUGGAUGUUCUCAUCAAUAACGCCGGCAUGAUGUCCCCCCCCAAGCGUGAAGAAACAAAGGAUGGCUUCGAGGUCUCUUUCCAAACGAAUCACUUGGGUCAUUUUUUACUCACCCUUCUGCUACUAGACUUGUUAAAGAAAAGCCGACCCAGCCGAAUUGUGGUGGUGGGCUCCGUGGGGCAAAACUUUGCCAACUUGGACUGCGACAACCUUAUUUUUGGGGAGUAUUGGUUCCCGCUUCUCAAUUACUGCGCAACCAAGCAGUGCAACAUGCUUUUCACCGUGGAGCUCAGUCGGAGGCUUGAAGGCACGGGUGUGAUAGUGAACUGCUGCCAUCCAGGUUUGGUUCGGUCGGACCUGGUUAACCGCAGUCAAGACAUCCAAACCUGGUUUAUGAACCGAGUACUGGACGCUUAUGGCAAGAGCCUUUGGGAGGGAUCUCAAGCGGUAGUUUACCUGGCUGUCUCAGAAGACGUAAGGUCGGUCAGUGGUAAGUAUUUCGCCGACUGCAAGGAGUGUUCCGCCGUUCCAUGGGCCACCAACCGAAUGAAGGCGAAGCGACUAUGGGAAGAAUCGCUGAAAAUGACGAACGUCAAAGAGCCUGCGCCUGCGUGACCGUGGAAGUUCGCUGAAAAGUGCCCCUGUGAUAGGGUCUUCCAUGUCGCCUCCGACAUAUUAUCUCACAGCAUCCAAGAUUCAGCAUUGCUGGAAUUUGAUAUUUUUUCGAGCCAACACAGAGCUUUGUACGGGUUCAGUAGCCAGGAAGUCUCCUGGACAAUACUAGUUGAAACGGGUAAAAUGAUACU